GUAGCUAUAGCUCAUAUAUACCAUUCAUUUUGCUCUCUCUCUCUCUUUCACAAACACACACACACAUUUGUCCUGCCAGGUGCUCCUCUUAAUUCCAAAAGGGUCAAGAUGGAAAAUCUUUCUUUCAUUAUUGGAGUCAUAGGCAACAUAAUUUCAGUUCUCAUGUUUCUUUCGCCAGUAGGAACAUUCAGAAGAAUAGUAAAGAAUGGAUCAACAGAGGAUUUUGAUAGCCUUCCAUAUAUUUGUAUAUUGCUCAAUACAUCUUUGUGGACUUACUAUGGAAUUAUUAAGCCAGGAAGCUACCUUGUUGCCACUGUCAAUGGCUUUGGAGUCAUCUUUCAGACUGUCUACAUUGCUUUGUUCCUUCAAUUUGCUCACCCCAAAAUGAGAAAUAGGACAGCCAUCCUAGUUGGGGUUCUGAAUGUGGUGCUUAUAGGAACAGCUAUAUUAUUGGCACACUUUCUAUUACAUGGUCAGAUGAGAAUUAACGUUAUUGGUUUCUUGUCAACAGCUCUAAAUAUCAUGAUGUAUAUCUCCCCACUUGGUGUUAUGAAAACAGUGGUGACAAGCAAGAGUGUAGAGUAUAUGCCAUUUCUUCUUUCGCUUUUCCUAUUCUUUAAUGGUGCCAUUUGGACUUUCUACGCCCUGCUUAUGGCUGAUUGGUUUCUUGGAGUACCAAAUGUUAUGGGAUGGCUCCUGGGAGCAGUGCAGCUGGUUAUAUAUGCCAUUUACCGGAACCCCAAUUCAUCUAAGCAAGUCGUCGAACAAUUAGAAGACCAAACGGAAUGCCUGCUGCCACCUUCUUCCAGCUCAACCCAAGAGUAUUAAGCGGGCGUUUGAUCAUGUUUCACUGAGAUUUUUUUUAAAAAAAAUAAAUUGUUUUCUAAAUGAAAAAUUAUAAUUGAAAAUUGGAGUUGGCUUUGACCAUGGAUAUAAAUUGGAAUUGUUUUUUACUUUUUUAUGAGUAAUUAAUUUGGAGUGGAAAAG
Molecule: messenger RNA, 987 nt
Organism: Solanum dulcamara
Lineage: Eukaryota; Viridiplantae; Streptophyta; Magnoliopsida; Solanales; Solanaceae
Product: bidirectional sugar transporter SWEET17-like
Exons: 6
Coding region: 109-828 (239 amino acids)
Biological process (GO): carbohydrate transport
Cellular component (GO): membrane
Molecular function (GO): sugar transmembrane transporter activity
Source: RefSeq, a predicted model, not a curated record